AUGGCCAUCAAUCAUCAAGAAUUUAAUGCAUUUGCUCAAAGGUAUUUCAAGACUAAUGUAGACUUUCUACCUGAUGAAAUUCGAGGGUCGGUGGAGAAGAUGUAUCUCCUUGUAAAAGAAGAACAGGCCCGACAAGUUAGUCUCACGUCUUUCGAUAUCAGUAAAUUUCUCCUACUUAUACUUGGUCUUAGUAUUGUGUUAGUAUUACUAACAUUAGUGGUUGUUGCAAUAGUCAUUGUCAGCCGAAGACGAUCUAGGAAUGAGUCAUUGCCUGAAGGUUCCUCGGUAAAUCAAGUGGCACAGCUUAGUACUAUGGUUGAAUCUUCUAGAGCUAAUGAUGUAGGUGUUAAACCUAGCAAUUCGUCUGAUGAGGAUAAUAUUGGAACGGGCCAAUCUAGCCCAUACCAACUCUUCUUAAAUCGCUAUGGGAAGGCCUCGGUUAUCCACCCCUCAUUAUCUUCUCUUCACAGCCGGCAAUCAUGUCUUGAGUCAUUGGACGACACCACUUCCAUUGAAGAAUCUCCCACCCUACAACAAGCUCAAGUAAACCUAUGCCAGCAACAGAUACAGCUGCUAGAUCAACUAGCCCAAUCAAUGGAGGAAGAUCAACAAAGCCUACAACAGGGCCACCACAGCGACCGGGCAGCCCAACUCACACAACCAUCGCCGUCAACACCAUCAGAUGCACAUGAACGAUAUCAGCAAGCGUUAAAAAUAAUGCGCCAACGGCACCAUCAACACUGUCUGCAAUUGUCACAGCAAAAAGAACAACUAAAAGGUCAGAUAGAUACCCUCGACAAAACAACAAUCUUAAGUGGGCACCUACUACAGCCCUCGGCACAGAAAUAUCGACUGGAAAUACGAAGCCAGCUACAACAACGCCAAGAAGUGCGAGAACAAUGCAUCGCCAAAUUAGACGCACUAGACAAACUAAUUCAUGAGCUAGCCCAAACAACCGAACCGACCCGAGAGCAAACCGCCACUUUAACGAAACUAGAGGAGGAAUAUCAAAAGCUGCUACCAAAACUAUAA
Messenger RNA from Nematocida homosporus, 1032 nucleotides. RefSeq lists its product as uncharacterized. Lineage: Eukaryota; Fungi; Microsporidia. The record is from RefSeq and is a predicted model, not a curated record. Bases 1 to 1032 code for a protein of 343 amino acids. The transcript has a single exon.